Molecule: messenger RNA, 495 nt
Organism: Lottia gigantea (owl limpet)
Lineage: Eukaryota; Metazoa; Mollusca; Gastropoda; Lottiidae
Exons: 2
Coding region: 1-495 (164 amino acids)
Source: RefSeq, a predicted model, not a curated record
AUGGCUAGUGAAGCAGGAGGUGAAAGAAAAAGAUUGAAAGAAAAUUCUACACAAUCAGAAGGGGGUCCCCUUAUUGACAUAACUGAAUUUUCUGAAGUGGUUGACAGUUUGAAACAAAAAAUGGAUUCAAUGAUGACAAAGGACGACAUGAAAGAAAUGAUGGGGGAUAUGAUAGGUGUGAUAUAUAAACAAGUGAAGGAUGCUUUUCAAUCUGACUUAAAGGAUAUAGUUGAUAAAACGAAUGAGAACUACUUCGAUCUGUUAAAAGCCACAAUAAAAAAUAGUCAAGAGUAUCACGUUGAUUGUGAUCCGCAGAUAUUAUGGGAUUUAGUGAAAAUGGACAUUCGCGGAGAAACCAUUAAAUAUGCGACAAAUAAAAAGAAGCAAGAUUUAAAAAACUUGAAAGAAUUAGAACAAAAAUUAGAAAAUUUGAGUAAUACCAACCCACCCUCUUCUAGAAUUGACGAACAAAUAAGCAAGACAUUUAUAAUAUAA